Molecule: messenger RNA, 4484 nt
Organism: Onychomys torridus (southern grasshopper mouse)
Lineage: Eukaryota; Metazoa; Chordata; Mammalia; Rodentia; Cricetidae
Gene: Igf1r
Product: insulin like growth factor 1 receptor
Exons: 21
Coding region: 25-4143 (1372 amino acids)
Biological process (GO): protein autophosphorylation; regulation of JNK cascade; positive regulation of kinase activity
Cellular component (GO): membrane; insulin receptor complex; axon
Molecular function (GO): ATP binding; insulin receptor activity; insulin receptor substrate binding
Source: RefSeq, a predicted model, not a curated record
GGAAUUUCGUCCCAAAUAAAAGGAAUGAAGUCUGGCUCCGGAGGAGGGUCCCCGACCUCGCUGUGGGGGUUCGUGUUUCUCUCCGCCGCGCUCACGCUCUGGCCGACGAGUGGAGAAAUUUGCGGGCCCGGCAUCGACAUCCGCAAUGACUACCAGCAGCUGAAGCGCCUGGAAAACUGCACGGUGAUUGAGGGCUUUCUCCACAUCCUGCUCAUCUCCAAGGCUGAGGACUACCGAAGCUACCGCUUUCCCAAGCUCACGGUCAUCACCGAGUACUUGCUGCUGUUUCGAGUGGCCGGCCUCGAGAGCCUGGGUGACCUCUUCCCCAACCUCACGGUCAUCCGUGGCUGGAAACUCUUCUACAACUACGCACUGGUCAUCUUCGAGAUGACCAAUCUCAAGGAUAUUGGGCUUUAUAAUCUGAGGAACAUUACUCGGGGGGCCAUCAGGAUCGAGAAAAACGCUGACCUCUGUUACCUCUCCACAAUAGACUGGUCUCUCAUCUUGGAUGCGGUGUCCAAUAACUACAUUGUGGGGAACAAGCCCCCAAAGGAAUGUGGGGACCUGUGUCCAGGGACCUUGGAGGAGAAGCCCAUGUGUGAGAAGACCACCAUCAAUAAUGAAUACAACUACCGCUGCUGGACCACACAUCGCUGCCAGAAAAUGUGCCCAAGUGUGUGCGGAAAGCGAGCGUGUACAGAGAACAAUGAGUGCUGUCACCCGGAGUGCCUGGGCAGCUGCCACACGCCAGACGACAACACGACCUGCGUGGCCUGCCGACACUACUACUACAAAGGCGUGUGCGUGCCCGCCUGCCCACCCGGCACCUACAGGUUCGAGGGCUGGCGCUGCGUGGACCGCGAUUUCUGCGCCAACAUCCCCAACGCCGAGAGCAGCGACUCCGAUGGCUUCGUCAUCCACGAUGGCGAGUGCAUGCAAGAGUGUCCCUCAGGCUUCAUCCGCAACAGCACCCAGAGCAUGUACUGCAUCCCCUGUGAAGGCCCCUGCCCCAAAGUCUGUGGUGACGAAGAAAAGAAAACAAAAACCAUCGAUUCGGUGACGUCGGCUCAGAUGCUCCAGGGAUGCACCAUCUUGAAGGGCAAUUUGCUCAUUAAUAUCCGGCGGGGCAAUAACAUUGCCUCAGAACUGGAGAACUUCAUGGGGCUCAUCGAGGUGGUGACUGGCUAUGUGAAGAUCCGCCAUUCCCACGCUUUGGUCUCCUUGUCCUUCCUGAAGAAUCUCCGUCUAAUCUUAGGAGAGGAGCAGCUAGAAGGGAACUACUCCUUCUAUGUCCUGGACAACCAGAACUUGCAGCAGCUGUGGGACUGGAACCACCGGAACCUGACCGUCAGGUCAGGGAAGAUGUACUUUGCUUUCAAUCCCAAGCUGUGUGUCUCUGAAAUUUACCGAAUGGAGGAAGUCACAGGGACAAAGGGCCGCCAGAGCAAAGGGGACAUCAACACCAGGAACAACGGGGAGCGAGCUUCCUGUGAAAGCGACGUUCUCCGUUUCACCUCCACCACCACCUCGAAGAACCGCAUCAUCAUAACGUGGCACCGGUACCGGCCCCCGGACUACAGGGAUCUCAUCAGCUUCACGGUGUACUACAAGGAGGCACCCUUUAAAAAUGUUACGGAAUAUGAUGGCCAGGAUGCCUGUGGCUCCAACAGCUGGAACAUGGUGGAUGUGGACCUACCUCCCAACAAGGAGGGGGAGCCUGGCAUUUUACUGCAUGGGCUGAAGCCCUGGACCCAGUAUGCUGUCUAUGUCAAGGCUGUGACCCUCACCAUGGUGGAAAACGACCAUAUCCGUGGGGCCAAAAGUGAAAUCUUGUACAUUCGCACCAAUGCUUCAGUUCCUUCCAUUCCCCUAGAUGUACUCUCGGCGUCAAACUCUUCUUCUCAGCUGAUCGUGAAGUGGAACCCCCCGACCCUGCCCAACGGUAACUUGAGUUACUACAUCGUGAGGUGGCAGCGGCAGCCGCAGGAUGGUUACCUGUACCAGCACAACUACUGCUCCAAAGACAAGAUACCCAUCAGAAAGUACGCUGAUGGUACGAUUGAUGUGGAAGAGGUGACGGAGAAUCCCAAGACAGAAGUGUGUGGUGGUGAUAAAGGGCCUUGCUGUGCUUGUCCAAAAACGGAGGCCGAGAAGCAGGCCGAGAAGGAAGAGGCUGAGUACCGCAAAGUCUUUGAGAAUUUCCUUCACAAUUCCAUCUUCGUGCCCAGACCCGAAAGGAGGCGGAGAGAUGUCGUACAAGUGGCCAACACCACCAUGUCUAGCCGAAGCAGGAACACCACAGUGGCUGACACCUACAACAUCACAGACCCAGAGGAGCUGGAGACAGAAUACCCUUUCUUUGAGAGCAGAGUGGAUAACAAGGAGAGAACGGUCAUCUCCAACCUCCGGCCUUUCACUUUGUACCGCAUCGAUAUCCACAGCUGCAACCACGAGGCGGAGAAGCUGGGUUGCAGUGCCUCCAACUUUGUCUUUGCGAGAACGAUGCCUGCAGAAGGAGCAGAUGACAUUCCUGGACCAGUGACCUGGGAGCCAAGACCUGAAAACUCCAUCUUUUUAAAGUGGCCUGAACCUGAGAACCCCAAUGGAUUGAUUCUGAUGUAUGAAAUAAAGUACGGAUCACAAGUCGAGGAUCAGCGGGAAUGUGUGUCCAGACAGGACUACAGGAAAUAUGGAGGAGCCAAGCUUAACCGGCUAAACCCAGGGAACUACACAGCUCGGAUUCAAGCCACCUCUCUCUCAGGCAAUGGGUCGUGGACGGAUCCUGUGUUCUUCUAUGUACCAGCCAAGACUACAUAUGAGAAUUUCAUGCAUCUGAUCAUUGCUCUGCCAGUCGCCAUCCUGCUGAUUGUGGGGGGGCUGGUAAUCAUGCUGUAUGUCUUCCAUAGAAAGAGAAAUAACAGCAGGUUGGGCAAUGGAGUGCUGUAUGCUUCUGUGAACCCUGAGUAUUUCAGUGCCGCUGAUGUGUACGUGCCCGAUGAAUGGGAGGUAGCUCGAGAGAAAAUCACCAUGAGCCGGGAGCUUGGACAAGGGUCCUUCGGGAUGGUCUAUGAAGGAGUGGCUAAGGGCGUGGUCAAGGAUGAGCCUGAAACCAGAGUAGCCAUCAAGACCGUCAAUGAGGCUGCAAGUAUGCGGGAAAGAAUCGAGUUUCUCAACGAGGCUUCGGUGAUGAAGGAGUUCAACUGUCACCAUGUGGUCCGGUUGCUGGGUGUGGUGUCCCAAGGUCAGCCUACCCUGGUCAUCAUGGAACUAAUGACUCGUGGGGAUCUCAAAAGUUAUCUCCGGUCUCUAAGGCCAGAAGAGCAACAGAAUAAUGUAGUCCCAAUUCCUCCGAGUUUAAGCAAGAUGAUCCAGAUGGCUGGAGAGAUUGCAGACGGCAUGGCGUAUCUCAAUGCCAACAAGUUCGUCCACAGAGACCUUGCUGCUCGGAACUGCAUGGUAGCUGAAGACUUCACAGUCAAAAUUGGAGACUUUGGCAUGACCCGGGACAUCUAUGAGACAGACUACUACCGUAAGGGCGGGAAGGGGCUGCUGCCCGUGCGCUGGAUGUCUCCUGAGUCCCUCAAGGACGGGGUCUUCACCACUCACUCAGACGUCUGGUCCUUUGGGGUCGUCCUGUGGGAAAUUGCCACACUGGCUGAGCAACCAUACCAAGGCUUGUCCAACGAGCAAGUUCUUCGCUUCGUCAUGGAGGGCGGCCUUCUGGACAAACCGGACAACUGCCCUGACAUGCUGUUUGAACUGAUGCGUAUGUGUUGGCAGUACAACCCCAAGAUGCGGCCCUCCUUCCUGGAGAUCAUUGGCAGCAUCAAGGAUGAGAUGGAGCCCAGCUUCCAGGAGGUCUCCUUCUACUACAGUGAGGAGAACAAGCCUCCCGAGCCGGAAGAGCUGGAGCUGGAGCUGGAGGAGCCUGAGAACAUGGAGAGUGUACCGCUGGACCCCUCGGCCUCCUCAGCCUCCCUGCCUCUGCCUGAAAGACACUCAGGACACAAGGCCGAGAACGGCCCGGGCCCUGGAGUCCUGGUUCUCCGUGCCAGUUUCGAUGAGAGACAGCCUUAUGCUCACAUGAACGGGGGACGUGCCAACGAGAGGGCUUUGCCCCUGCCCCAGUCUUCAACCUGCUGAUCCCCAGCCACGGAAGCACGUGCGAACAGUAACGUGUGUGCCCACUCGGUGGGCAGGGGGAGAGCAGGUCGUAACAAUCUAUUCACAAGCCUCCUGUACCUCAGUGGAUCUUCAGAACUGCCAUUGCUGCCCACGGGAGACGGCGUCUCUGCAGUAAACACAUUUGGGACCUUCCUUUCUUCAAUAUGCAAGCAGCUUUUUAUUUCCCUACCCGAACCCUUAACUGACAUGGGCCUCUGCAAACCGUAAUGACAGCGCUUAAGAGCAACAGGACACUCGAGAACUGAGUCUCCUCGUUCUCUGCCUUCCUCUUCUGCCUCCUUCUCUCUCCUCCUCUUCCU